CAGCACAACGUUUUCUCCAGACAGCUGAGCUCUCCAAGCAGUAUGGGGGCAAUUAUCAGAGCCGUAGUGCUUUGUCUGGCACUUAGUAUAGUAGCUAAUGCAGACGAUGUAACUCAGAAUAGUACAAACACUGUAAUUCCUCCUGAAGAUUCCUCAUCAGACUGGGGCCUUGGAACAGUACGGGAUGGAUUUGAAGCAGUCAAUGGGUAUUUUGAUUCCUUUUUGGAACUCCUUGGUGGAAGAAAUGGAGUUUGUCAAUACAAGUGCCGCUAUGGUAAAGCUCCGCUUCCCCGACCAGACUACAAGCCUCCAGAACCCAAUGGCUGCAGCUCCUAUUUCCUUGGUCUCAAGGUACCAGAGAGUUUGGAUAUGGGCAUCCCAGCUAUGACAAAAUGCUGUAACCAGCUGGAUAUCUGUUAUGACACUUGUGGGGCAAAUAAAUACCGCUGUGAUGCAAAGUUCCGCUGGUGUCUGCACUCCAUCUGCUCUGACUUGAAGAAAAGUCUGGGGUUUGUCUCUAAAGUUGAAGCCUGUGAGUCAGUGGCUGACACGGUAUUUAACACUGUCUGGACCUUGGGAUGUAAACCUUUCAUGAACAGUCAAAGAUCCUCCUGCAUCUGCAAUGAGGAGGAAAAAGAUGAACUGUAAGAACAAUAGAGGCUUCAAGCAAACAUCAUAGAGGAUUGCUGUAGUGCAUAGCUUGGUGGACAAUGUAGGGACCCUACAAUGGUGUGCGAUUAUCUCCUGGCUGAUUUGUAGGUUAAGUUUCAUUAGGCCAUCUGGAUUUUAUAACUGCAAAUGUGAGACCCUGAAAGCCCGUCAUUUCAGGAAUGGAUUUGGGAGUUGCCAUUCUUCUUUCAUGUCCAGACACACAUUUAUCUAAUUUCCUUCAGAGAAAACCUUUAUUUAUUGUGACAUUCAGUGUUUGUUAUCCCAUGGAACUAGACAGAACAACCUUUUGUAUACAACUCGCAGUAACCACUCAGCCAGAGACAUGAUAGUCAACAAUUCCCAUUGGCUGUAAUCAGGUUUAUGGCCUUAGUUAAUUAACAUAAGUAGAGAAGGUCCGGAAUAGAUCACAUUUUGCCAUGAAGAUCAAUUUUAUUUCUUAUAUUGUACAGCAGAAAAGCUCUCUGAAAAGUUGUGUGUGUAUGGCGGUCUGUGGUGUAUACCAGCUAGGGCUUAUGGAAUGGAGAUUUUUCUAUUUUCCUACUAAUUAAAGGGGUACUCCGCUGCCCUUCUUCGGAAGCUCCGUUCCCCAGCAUCCGGAAGUUUCUUGUUCCGAACACUGCGUGAGGGCUUCCGUGUUCAGGGCCGCCCCUCGUGAUA
Molecule: messenger RNA, 1329 nt
Organism: Hyla sarda
Lineage: Eukaryota; Metazoa; Chordata; Amphibia; Anura; Hylidae
Gene: PLA2G12B
Product: phospholipase A2 group XIIB
Exons: 4
Coding region: 43-648 (201 amino acids)
Biological process (GO): arachidonate secretion; lipid catabolic process; phospholipid metabolic process
Cellular component (GO): extracellular region
Molecular function (GO): A2-type glycerophospholipase activity; calcium ion binding
Source: RefSeq, a predicted model, not a curated record